AUGUGCAUAACUUUUGUAUACGUUGAGCACAAUCCAGACGCCAAAUAUAAAUUGAUUCUGCUAAAUAAUCGUGAUGAGUUGCUCAAUCGGCCAACCAGUACCGCCAAAUGGGAAAAUGGCAUCCUUGCUGGGCGCGAUGAGAGAGAAAGUACACGUGGAACGUGGUUGUGCAUGAAUGCCACUGGUCAUAUUAGUAAUUUACUGACAAUCACCGUACCCAUACAUCAAAUGAAACCAGAUUCUCUUACCAGAGGAGCACUGCCGAUAAAUUUUGUGGAAUCAAACAAAAAACCGGAAGAAAACGAAUACGAUCAGUAUGAAGUUGCGGGCCUAAUGUAUCAGUCGAGUGAUAAAAUUGAAAUUACCAGAUACCCACCAGGUGUUCACGGUUUUAGUAACAGCCCAUCAUAUGAGCCGUUUAAAAAAGUGCAACGGGGUGUAGAAAAAAUGAGUGGUAUUAUUGAAGAAAUAAACAGCAAAAAUCUUUCAGAAGGAGAAAUUAUUGAACGCCUUCUACAAUUAGCUACUGAUAAAUAUCAAUGUUUUCCAGAUGAUCAAUUAAAGCGGCGGUGUGGUCGAUCCAACGAACUUUGUAAGUAUCGUGCCGCCGUUUUUGUGAGGUAUCCUGAUGGGAUUCCUUAUGGCACUAGGUCGCAUACAAUUAUUGUUGUGGACCAUAACAAUCGGGCCACAUAUUAUGAGAAAUCGAUGGAGACAGGAGCGGGGAAGGCGAGCGAAGCCACUUGGACUGAGCGGAUAUUUCACUUUGAACUUAUCUAA
Loa loa (African eye worm) is the source of this 780-nucleotide messenger RNA. RefSeq lists its product as hypothetical. NCBI's taxonomy places the organism in Eukaryota, Metazoa, Nematoda, Chromadorea, Rhabditida, Onchocercidae. Gene Ontology annotation, cellular component: Golgi apparatus. The record is from RefSeq and is a predicted model, not a curated record. Gene Ontology annotation, biological process: Golgi organization; protein secretion. The coding region runs from base 1 to 780 and encodes 259 amino acids. The transcript has 7 exons.